AUGCUUCAGAUUCGCUCCUGCCAAACUGUGCGAGUUGAUCCGGAUAGUGAGCAGAUAAUAAUCUGUUCAAGUAUAGUAUUACACUCAUAUGGUAUGAGUUUUGAUGAACGAAAAGAUGAGCUCAAAAGCCUUGUUAGAGCCCGUCCAGCCGUGGUGAAUGUGAAAACGAUGAAAGAUGAUGAAUUUCAAGAAGAAGGAACUGUGCAGAAUGUACUCAUUGGAAAACAGAUGAUCGUUGUCGAAAGGAAGACGAGACUUUUGGUGAGAGGCAUUUAA
Messenger RNA from Haemonchus placei, 276 nucleotides. NCBI's taxonomy places the organism in Eukaryota, Metazoa, Nematoda, Chromadorea, Rhabditida, Trichostrongylidae. The record is from the annotation of a GenBank genome assembly.